UCCGUGUCUUCUGGUGUUCCCUAAGCCUCUGUCAUGUGAUGCUAAAGAAGCUGGAACUGGGCGGGGUGCUUCGCUGUCCCGGCCAGGGAUCAUCACAAAACGGAGCCGGGAAGCUCUGCUGAGCCAGAAGCCCACCUGCGACGCUGCCUUCUCCAGCCGCCGUCGCCGACCUCUGCGCUCUGCGCUCUGCCGAGGCUGCGCGGCGGCCAAGCGCUCCGGACGCAGCUGCCUGGCACUUCCAAGCAGCUCCUUCUUUCCUCGAGGGGAUCCCGCGGGCCAAGCACUCGCCACCAAUCCGCUCCCCACGGCAGAAACUCCAGCCACAAGACACCCUUGCCAGCAGUGGAUCCCCUAAAUCCAGGUGGCCGCGAGUGACUUCUCCGCCUCCUUCGCGGGAACGUGCAGGGGCCGCUUUCGCCCUGCGAGGACCGUGCGGUGCGCCGAGCGGCUUCUUCGACGGGCCCCGGCAGCUCUGCUUCGAGCGGUUCCUGGGCGGAGCGAGGCGCAGCUCGCCGGGCAUUGAGUUCUGUCGUGGGACUGACCUCCCCACUAUGGGCUGAAGCUCUUCGCAGAGUAGUGAGACAUGGCGAGGGGGGAAGUUCAGAAAAAGACCUGUGCCAAAGAAGUUGCCGGAUUCUGUCCCGCCGGCGGUAGCGAGACGGUUGAGGAUGCGGUUCGAAAGCACCUUGAUUUGGGAGCAGUGAACCCGCUUUGUAUGUAGCAUUGCAGAGCCAGUCCUAGAGGGAAAGAACGGGAAAAGAGGGGAGAGAUACGGAUUAAAGGGGGUGGGCUCGCAAUAUGUAUUCUCCGCCCGGGAUCGCAGAUCUGCAGGGAAGGACGUGCCGGGAAGGCUGGACGUACCAUUGCCGCCUGCACACCAGUGAUGCCGUGAGAGGAGAAGCGCUCCUUCGCGGUCGGGGAAAGAUCUGAGUGUGCGGGUUCUUCUUCUCCAGGCGUCUCAGCCAGGGGCGGGCCAGUGCCAUGCCUCGCCCGGGCAAGAGCUCCUACAGCGACCAGAAGCCCCCUUACUCGUACAUCUCCCUGACGGCCAUGGCCAUCCAGCACUCGGCCGAGAAGAUGCUCCCUCUGAGCGACAUCUACAAGUUCAUCAUGGAGCGCUUCCCUUACUACCGCGAGCACACGCAGCGCUGGCAGAACUCGCUGCGCCACAACCUCUCCUUCAACGACUGCUUCAUCAAGAUCCCGCGCCGGCCGGACCAGCCGGGCAAGGGCAGCUUCUGGGCGCUGCACCCGGACUGCGGGGACAUGUUCGAGAACGGCAGCUUCCUCCGGCGCAGGAAGCGCUUCAAGGUGCCGCGGCCGGAGCCCCACAUGCCGGCGGCGGGCAAGGCAGGGGGCGUCCUGCACCCGCACCUCAGCCACUAUUUCCACCCGCACCACCCGCACCAGCCGCCUCCUCUUCCUCCUCCUCCUCCUUCUUUGCAGCCUCCAGGAGCCGCCAAAGGCCACCCAGACUCCAGCAUGGCUGCUGCGGCUGCAGCUGCAGCGGCGGCGGCGGCUGUGGGGAGGCUGCCCCAGUUCCAGCCCUACAGCUCCUCGCCGGGCUUCAAGCACCCCUUCGCCAUAGAGAACCUCAUCGGGCGAGACUACAAGGGCGUGAUCCAGGGCGGCGGGCUGCCCCUGGCCUCGGUCAUGCACCACCUGGGCUACCCAGUGGCCAGCCAGCAGAUCAGCACCAUGGUCAGCUCCGUGUGGCCCCACGUGGGCGUGAUGGAGGGCGGCGGCGGCGGCGGCUUGCCCCUCUCCCCCGCCGAGUACGGACCCUUCGGCGUGCCCAUGAAGGCCCUCUGCCACCCGCCCGCGCAGACGCUGCCGGCCAUCCCGGUGCCCAUCAAGCCCACCCCGGCCAUCUCCUCGGCCACCGCCAUUCCCGCCCUGGCCGUGAGCCAGGUGGCCCAACAGCUCUGCCCGUCCGCUUCGCCCAGCUCCUCCUCUUCCCUUCUCGAACAGACUCCCACAAACUCCUCGGAAGGCAAAAGUUCCUGACAUUCCGCCUCGCCCAUUCCUCAGAGAGGGGCGCCUACAAGAGCGGGGGCGGCAUUGCUUUUCCCUUCGCCUUCUAGGAAACACAGAUAUUAAGGGCGAAAGCCCGGCCACAGCGGAGGGUUUGGGAAGAUCGUUGCUCUGUUCUUAUUCUUAUCCUCGUUGUCAUCUCCAUUCUUUCAAGCUCUGUAUUUUAAUUGUUGUACAAUCAGUUUGUCGAGAGCCAGGUAAGGUAAGGGUCCCUGUGUUAACUGUUAAACCAUUUUUAAAAAUCAGAUUGCUGGGGAUCAUUUAGCAAGUAUGUUGAUCGUCAAACUCUCAAAGCUGCAUCCAGGCUUGAAAUGCUACACAAAACGACACCCUCCCUGAAAAGAAAGAAAGAAACCCUUUACGAUCGGGGCCUAAAACCAAGGUCCUUAACACACUUCCUUGAAAGUAAGCGCCACUGGAGUCACGGAAAUAAAAAAAUAUCUUCCAGGUAUCAGGAUGUAACGUUUUCAAAGCGAAGCCGAUUCCUUAAAGGAAGUUCCUUGGAAGGUCUAAUCAGCCCAGACAUAAUUUCAGGUUGUGUUUAGAAAAGAGGUGCCGAAUUAUUUUCUUGUGUGGUCUGGUGGCCGUGCUACUGGCUCCAGUGAGACUUAUUUUAACGUAAACGUAUUGUAGAAUAGGAUGUUGCGGAGGGGAGUCUAGCUGGUAUUAUUUCAGGAAGUUAUGCCUAAAAAGUAUUUUAAGCAUGACCAUCAAUCUGUGCAAUCGGAGGCUUGAAAAAUAAAUAGGAACGUCGCCAUGGUCUUCAUUAGGGCUCCUUCCGCGAGAUAGGCCGUGGCAUCUUUUACUGGAACUUCCUUUUGCUAGCUUUAGAGUUACCAAGAACUCUUCAUCGCCCAGGUCUGCACUGCCUAUGCCAAGCUACUAAUAAUAGAUCCAGCCCCAGUGGCAAGUCGAGAUGGAGGAGCACAGGUAACUUUGAGAAGUGAGCCAAUAUAAAAUUUAGGAAUAGGGUUAACUAGGAGAUCGCCUGGAAUCAUUUGCUCACUCUUUGGUGAACUAAUCUUUCGGAAACCUGGUUCAAACUGAAAUGUGUACUAUGGAUUGAGAAAAUUCCUGCAUGGGUGUAUUGGUAACCCUCUCAGAUUCGCACCGAAUCUGCAACCUCCCCACCCCCCGCCCAAAAAUGUGACCAAAUAUAUACAGUAUUAACGCUGACAUCAGCAACCAGCAACAGAUUAAAACCCUAAACUUUAAAGGAGAAAUGAGCGGGGAUUAAAAGUGGAAAUGGGUUUUGAAACCUAAGAACUGUCUGAUAGUCUAUUUCGGUUUGAAAAAAUGUGUCGAACGAUGACAUAUAGAGACAAUUUUUUCGAGUGGAAAUUUCACAUAGCGUUCUUUAGUGAAGUUUACGCGUUUGGUGUAAAAUUGUUGUGUAAACGUGCAAGACCUGUCUCAUCAUUACUCUGUUCCGAAAGCAUUUUUUAAAAAAUCCUCUUUCUUGUAAGUAUGCUUAUUACAACACCUUUAUUAUCCCUACUGGUAUACAUACAUACAUACAUACAUACAUACAUACAUGGCUGCUUU
Molecule: messenger RNA, 3579 nt
Organism: Podarcis raffonei (Aeolian wall lizard)
Lineage: Eukaryota; Metazoa; Chordata; Lepidosauria; Squamata; Lacertidae
Gene: FOXB2
Product: forkhead box B2
Exons: 1
Coding region: 982-2007 (341 amino acids)
Biological process (GO): anatomical structure morphogenesis; cell differentiation; regulation of transcription by RNA polymerase II
Molecular function (GO): DNA-binding transcription factor activity, RNA polymerase II-specific; RNA polymerase II cis-regulatory region sequence-specific DNA binding
Source: RefSeq, a predicted model, not a curated record